CGUCAAGAAGUCCUGCAAGUCGCAGUCAGGACUGAUGCUGCCCGACAAGGACGCCGUGCGAUCCCGAUUUCCCUGCGGAUUGUCCAUUCUGUGCGCUUCAGUAAGAACAAACAAGCACAAGGAGAAGACUGCAGCUUGAAGGGAAAACGUUGACUGCCAGGGGUCGGUUCGAUUACUGUAAUGUUUGUGUACCUAUCUGUGGCACGUGCAACAACAGUGAUAAGAAAGGGGCUACUCGGAGGAGUGGCCAAGCGAAGUUCCAUCGUGAGCGAUUGCGAUAAUAUUCUUUCUGUAGAAGUAGUGGAAAUGGGCUACGACUUCCGAUUUAAUUCUUGCGGUAGCUUCGACGACACGUGAGCAAUAAAAAUAAUUUUAAGGGGAUAAAAAAUUAAUUUGUUCUGAUCCAUUUUAUGACGACUGUUGUUUAAUUAACCUAUCGUCGAAGAGGAGCGGUUUUAAGUUCCCAAUCCAUUAUCCAUCAAAACAGGAAGCAGUUGAAUACAGUACUGUAUUUACUAAUGGGUAAUGGCAAUGGAAAACUGCAUCGCUGGAAUGGCAGCAUCUCCACUGCUCGUAAUGGACUGUUUGCAACUUUGUGCAUCAGUUGUUGUUUUGAUUUUUCUAUACUUUUGAGUUUUGAUUUUCGAAAACACAGUAAGUACAUCAAGUUUCUGGUCAGAUAAAUCUGCACUCGUCAGAUCUUCAAAAGUCUAAAAUGUGUGAAUUUCUACGGAUGUGGACGGUUACUGCAAAGUUGUGAACUGCUGACAUCGUAAGGCAGUGCGUCACGCUCAUCUUCGAAGUACAGUACUAAUACUUUAAUCAGUAGUCGCUAGCUGUAGUUCCUCACUUCUUGAUUUGGAAUUGCGAAUCCUCCCGGGCUUAAUGACAUCUUCCUUAUUUCCCCCUCAGUAACCUGAAAAUUCUCGUCGAGCUCAGUAUGAACGCGAUACACCAGAGCCUCUCCCAGUCAGCCAUGGAGCCGCCUUCGAUCGCCAUCACUGCCGCCAUGGCUGUUGCUCCUGCGGGUCCGCUGCAGCCAGCGCAGCGGAAUCAGGUACGCCUGAUGGAUCUCCUCGACAUGCUCAUCCAGCGCGCUUACCACGAUCUCAUCCUGCUGGCCGAGGUAGACCUGGCCUACAGCGCCCGCAAGACCGAUAUGGACCGUAAGCUGGAGAUCAUGCAGUAUCUGUCGCGGACGCGCAACUUUUUUAUGCGCUUCCUGGCGCUUCUCAAAUGGUCCUCCAAUAUGACCAAAGUCGACAAGUGCUUUCACAUUAUCAAUACGCUGGAGGAGCAGUCUGCGUUGUUUGUGGAGACUGCCGAUGUGCUGGCACGAUUGUCGCGUGAGACGCUGUCCAAUUCCAAAUUGCCUUGCUAUCAGGUGUCCUUCGCGGUGGACGUGCUCAACUCACGCACCUGUCCGCGACUUCCGGCCUGUAUCAAAGAUAAGAUCAUCGCGCCGGAAGCGCUGACCGAGGAAGAGACGGCGGAGACUGUCUGGGAGUUGGAGAACGCGCUGAUGUACCGACUGGUCACUAGUGACCGGCCGCCGUUGCCCAUGCGCCACUUUACCGUGGGCAACGGUCGCGUGGUGUUCAGGGUGGAAGGGGAAUUCAGCGUGGCCAUGGCGGUGAUGGGAGAUGACAAGUCGAUGCCCUUCUUUAUCCUCGAUAUCGACAUACUCGUGGAGCACCGCCGCGUGGGCGACGGGAAGCCCCUGGUGCACGCGCAGCAGAUAAAUUACGUCAAACAGCUCAUUCAGACGCGGAUUAUGGACUGCGAGCAGCCGCUCGAUGAGGUCUACAACAUUCUGCACAAUUUCUGCCAGAGCCUGAAACUGGAAGUUCUGUACAGUCAGGUGUCCAAAUACAUGGUCAACACCGGUAUCGACUACUAUCGUAUCGAGUUGUACAAACCCAGUCACUCGUUGACGCUGGCCUACUGGGAGGAUAACACGAAAAAAAUACCAGGCACCCCGUCUCAUACCGUCACCAUCGCUCUGCCGGCCGACGACGAUCCCAGCCCUGACUUUGUAGUACAACACACCCCGCCGCUCCUAAAAGUUCCGCUGCGACAGCUGGACAUCCAGGAGUGCCUGAUGGGAGUCAUCCACACCCGCGUCAAGGAGCGUCUGCGUCGUGUGGAGAAGGAGGUGGGCCGGUAUCUUGCCUGUCGCUCUGAGGGGCUGCCGUGCCGGGUGGCGGUGGAAAUGGGCCACGCCGUGGUGUGGAUCGGGAUCAACUACUACACUGGAUUUUUUAACGUGCGGGUGGAUUGCCUGAAGGACAGUGUGUAUGUACGGCGCGUAGAGGACUAUCUAAACAGCACGGCGGUGUGGAAAGUGGACAGGUUAGUGGGGUUGCUGCGAGAGGUGUACCUGGACGUGGUGAUGACCGUGGUGCGAGGAUUGGCACAUAAUGCCAUGAUCCUCGAGCAUCCCCGACUGUUGCCGCAGGCCUCGGAGGUCUUCCGCCGCUAUGAGCAGCUGGGACCACAUAGCGCCCUCUUCCGUUUCCAGAAAAAGAUUGAGACGACGGCACUGCUGGCCAUCUCCGCCCACCUCGACCCCACCGUCCCCGAUCAUGUCCGCAUUGACUAUCACGUGUUGUUAGUGGAACCGCAGGGUUUGGUGUUACGGGUGGCGGGGAUGAUGUCCCGUGAGCAGAUGGAGCAGGAUCUAGCGCGGGAGACCCCUAAGAGCGUCCCUGAAGUGAAGAAACUGAAUCCAUUUGAUGUGCUGAAGCAGCGGUUGGCCGUGAUGAAGGCGGUGCGCAGUGGGGCAGUCAAGUUCGACGGUGGGAAGCGGUUCUGUCCCCGGGCAUUGGAGGGUAUGGAGGGAAUCAUCGUGGAUAUGGCGGAGAUGAGUAUGUUUGGGGAUCUGCGAGCGGUUUUGAAGGAGAAGGGCUGGGCGGUGUUGGGUGUCCGGCGGGGCGCCGGAAAUGUCGGACUGGAGAUGCGGCUGCGUCCCGCGGAGGCGGAGAUCCGCGGAGUGUCGUGGCGCCGCAUGGCGCGUUUGAACGUCACCUCGACGUCGUGCUGGUUUGUGGAUGUGGCGCUAACGGGUGUUCCCUUCCAAAAAAACGAGGACGUAAUGCACACCACCCUGGCGUACGAGUCCAGCGUCCAGGCGGAGAACGUGGUGGAUUCGUUCGGGUACGAAUAUCACGCCAUGGUCAGUCUGCUACGCAUAAUGCAGCGUUUCCACAAGUUUGUCCAGUCGCGACCGGCAUCACUGGAGAAUUGGGAUUAUGAUGUGGAAUACACGGUGAAGAUGGUGAAGAUCAGUUACGGCGUGAAUCGGGAGCUGAUGAUGGUUCUGGCGUGGUCCGGUGGGACGCGGCGGUUGCUGCUGGAAUUCGGGACGCGCAGCGGGAACAGUUACAAUCCCCAUCGGCAUCUACAGGCGCGAUUGGGUGAGCUGCUGAACCGCGGCGAUGUACGCAAUGUGCACCGAGUACAGUUUGCGCGGGUGGUGGAAUUAGUGGCCCUUACCACGCCGCUGGUGGUGGGAGCCCGAGCGGUUAUGCGGCCUGUGGGGCUCAAUAUGUCCCGCUUCCCGCGGCAUUUGCCGCCACAGAGCCAGUUUCAGUUGGUCCCGUUGUCCUUGGCUCACUACGUUGCCUGCUGGAAAUCCACCUACGGCAUUUUAAUCCAUAUCCAGCCGGGUCGCCGUCCACUGGUGAAGGAUCUAGGCGUCCUGGGUGGACCAUGGCAGUCAACGCCGCAUCUGAAAGCGCUGGUGGAGCAUGGCGAUGGCGAUGUGACGCACAUCAAGACGGAGCCCGGUCUGCCCAUAUUGCCGCCGCUGGAUGCCGACGUGCAGCUGUCCAUGGAGCGCUUUUUUGCCUCUCUUCGCGCCUCCCAGCCGCAUGUUGUGGAAGGACCCGGCAGAAUUCUACGGGCUGGACAAUAAGAAGAGAGUUGUAUUAAUCGAGUUUGCCGCCAGUAGUUUUUGAGGCAUUUUGGGAAUGUCGUUGUAAUUAAGUAAAUAUUAUUGAUUUUCGUUGUCAGUAUGUUUUUGACGGGUCGGAAUUUUUUAUUUAAGCUGAUUUCAGGACCGUUGCUUUGUGAGUUCAUAGGAAUACAUCUCAAUAU
Messenger RNA from Paramacrobiotus metropolitanus, 4098 nucleotides. Its product is annotated as mediator of RNA polymerase II transcription subunit 14-like. Gene Ontology annotation, biological process: regulation of transcription by RNA polymerase II. Gene Ontology annotation, cellular component: mediator complex; core mediator complex. The record is from RefSeq and is a predicted model, not a curated record. NCBI's taxonomy places the organism in Eukaryota, Metazoa, Tardigrada, Eutardigrada, Parachela, Macrobiotidae. Gene Ontology annotation, molecular function: transcription coregulator activity.